This is a messenger RNA of Xiphophorus hellerii (green swordtail), 1262 nucleotides long. RefSeq names its product trace amine-associated receptor 1-like. NCBI's taxonomy places the organism in Eukaryota, Metazoa, Chordata, Actinopteri, Cyprinodontiformes, Poeciliidae. The transcript has a single exon. The record is from RefSeq and is a predicted model, not a curated record. Gene Ontology annotation, cellular component: membrane. The coding region runs from base 33 to 1049 and encodes 338 amino acids. Gene Ontology annotation, biological process: G protein-coupled receptor signaling pathway. Gene Ontology annotation, molecular function: trace-amine receptor activity.
AGCACUGAAUUAUCCGUUAUCUCUGCAAAUCUAUGAAAGCAAGCAAAUUUCAUUUGCUCAUCACUGUUUUCUAUAUUGAUUUGUUUUAUAACAAAACUGAAAACAUGGUUGAAGAUCAGCGUGUCUGUAAUGAAUCAGCAGAGCUGGAUGGACAGACUGUGACCUCUUAUGCCUUUAAUGUUUUUGUCGUUUCUUUGUCACUUCUGAUAAUAUGUGGAAAUCUUCUUGUGAUCAUCUCUGUCGUUUACUUCAAGCAGCUCCACACUCCAACAAACUACCUCAUCCUCUCUCUGGCUGUGACUGACCUGCUGGUUGGGGCUUUAGUUUUACCUUUCAGCACAAUAUUGUCUCUGAGCUCAUGCUGGAAUUCAAGUUAUUUACUCUGUAAAAUGCGAGGCCUGUUUGAUAUUUUACUGUGUGCAUCAUCUAUUUUAAAUCUGUGCUGUAUAUCCAUUGACCGAUAUUAUGCAGUGUGUCAUCCUUUAACAUAUAGAAGUAAAAUUAAUGUUCGUGCAAUUCUGGCCAUGAUCCUGGUGAGCUGGGCUCUUUCAGCUCUACUGGCUAUUAGCAUCAUAGCACGUGGGAUAAAUCAAGGAAAUCUCAGAAGGAGGUGUAAUUUAUUUACAGCUACAAAACAAUUCAGUCCCGAAACCAUUUUUGAAUUUUACAUUCCAGCUAUUAUAAUUUUAACUAUCUAUCUUAAGAUUUUCAUGGUGGCGAAGAAGCAGGCGAGACAAAUCCAGAACACUCUGAAGUCUGAAGCAGCUCUCAGUAAGACGGAGAAAAAGGCCAACAUAACUCUGGCUACAGUGAUGGGAGUCUUCCUCAUAUGUUGGACUCCUUUCUUUCUAUCCAUAGGUUUUUACAGUAUGGGAAUAGUCACAAUACCAGUUGCAGCCAUUGAAGGAUUUAAAUGGUUAGGAUGGUCCAAUUCUAUGUUAAAUCCUCUGGUUUAUGCUUUUUUCUACAGGUGGUUCAGACGAGCUUUUACUAUGAUCAUUUCUGGUCAAAUAUUUCAGGGAGAUUUUUCCAAUACAAAAUUAUUGUGAUAUAUAAAUAAUAUAUUAAUGGGUUUAUAUAAAAAAUGUUGUGUCUGUUAUUUCUGUCUAAACAUUUAGAUCACUAUGCAUGUACAGUAUGUAUUUGAUGUUUAAUUGUGUAUUAUUGUGUUUUAUCUGUGCAACACUUGUAUGUGAAAGGUGUUAUAUCAAUAACAUUUACAUAUAUAUAGCACUUCUAGAGAUGUUAUUUAAAUUAUUUUU